AUGAGCAAUACACCUCUCACUCCUGAAAAGCAGACUAUGCCCUUGAUCCCAAAAGAUCACAAUUUCGAAGGUGGUGAUUCACCUGCUUCAAACAUGGACACCUAUCCUGCCAAACGUAGAAAAAUCGAUCUUCAAGAUGAGGACGCGUUAUCUGACGACGACACUUCUAUGCACAAUGGACUUCCUAUUGAUUCAGAAUUUAAGCCUUCUAAAUGGCAAGGGACGAUUAACACGAUUGUCAAAGCAAUUGUUUCGAUUCGUUUUAGUCAAGUAGCUGCGUUCGAUACUGAAGGUCCAGAGACUUCAGAAGCAUCAGGAUUCAUUGUGGAUGCUAAAAAUGGUAUUAUUUUAACUAACCGUCAUGUUGCUUGUGCUGGUCCUUUUGUGGGUGAAGCCAUUUGUCAUGAUCAUGAAGAAGUUGAUGUGUUUCCCAUUUACCGUGAUCCAGUGCAUGAUUUCGGUUUUCUCAAAUUUGAUCCAAGUAAGAUCAAGUACAUGCCAUUGAUUGAAGUAGAACUUCGUCCUGAAUUAGCUAAAGUGGGGCUUGAUAUUCGUGUGGUUGGUAAUGAUGCAGGUGAAAAAUUGAGUAUUUUAGCAGGUUCUAUUUCACGUUUAGACCGUAAUACACCAGAAUAUGGAGAUUUGACAUAUAACGAUUUUAACACAUUUUACUUGCAAGCUGCUUCAAGUACAAGUGGUGGUAGUUCAGGUUCUCCUGUGAUUGAUAUUGAUGGCCAUGCUGUUGCUCUUCAAGCAGGUGGUCAUACUAAAGCAGCCACUGACUUCUUUUUACCUCUGGAUAGAGUGAAGCGUGCAUUAGGUUUUAUUCAAAGGGGCCUUCCAGUACCCCGUGGUGAUAUUCAGACACAAUUCACUUACCGUCCAUUUGAUGAAGCACGUCGAUUAGGUCUUCAGUCAGAAACAGAAGACACUCUAAGAAAACUCUAUCCAGAUGAGAUUGGUCUUUUAGUUGUUGAGACCGUCUUGCCUGAUGGUCCCGCUCAUAAGAAACUAGAAGAAGGAGAUAUCCUGUUGACAAUGAAUGGUCAAUAUGUCACCAAGUUUGUUCCAUUUGAGUCUAUGCUUGAUACCAAUGUAGGCAAUAUGAUUCAAGUAGGCAUUGAAAGAGGCGGACAACCCAUGGAACUCAGUAUUAGAGUGGGAGAUCUUCAUGCGAUUACACCUGAUCGCUAUGUUGAAAUAGGCGGUUCAAAACUAAAUGAAGUGUCUUAUCAACUAGCCCGUGCUUACUGUGUCCCUUGCCGAGGCGUCUAUGUAGCUGAACCUUCUGGAAUGUUUCGACUGGAUGGACCUGACAAUGGUUGGAUCAUCAAAUCAGUCGAUGAUAAAGAAACACCAGAUUUAAGCACAUUCAUUCAAGUCAUGAAGACUAUUCCUGAUCGUGCUCGUGUGCCUGUUGUUUAUUAUUCUAUUGCAGACACACACACUAUCUUGGUGGCCGUUGUCCAAGUCGAAAGACACUGGUCUAGUUUUCGAUUGGCAGUGAGGAAUGACAAGACAGGUUUAUGGGAUUUCACUGAUCUGGGUGAACCAUUACCACCUAAACUGAUGGAACCCUCUACUAAGCAUUUCAUUCAAUUAGAUGAUAGUUUAGGACCUGCUAAAGACCUGAUUCGUUGUUUAGUCAAGGUCAACUAUUAUAUGCCAUGUCGAUUGGAUGGAUUCCCUCGUAGUCGUAAACAAGGGGCUGGUGUGAUUGUAGAUAAAGAGCAUGGAUUUGUUGUUGUCAGUCGUAGUAUUGUGCCUACUUCCAUGGGUGACCUUACAUUGAAUGUAGCUGAUUCCCUUGUGAUUCCAGCCAAAGUCUUAUUUCUGCAUCCUACGCAUAACUUUGCUAUUGUACAAUAUGAUCCUAAAUUGUUAGGUGAUACAGAUGUGAUGAGUGCACCCUUGAGUGACAAGACACUUUCUCAAGGCCACCCAGUGACACUUGUUGCCCAUAAUCAUAACCAGCGACCUGUGUGCCUCAAGACAGUGGUGACUGAUGUUACUUGUAUCACCAUUCCACACAAUGGGACACCGCGUUUUAGAAGUAUGAAUAUGGAUGCCAUCACAUUGGAUACGCCAUUAGCCCUUCAAUGCUCUUCUGGUUUAUUGGCCAAUCCUGAGGGCCUUGUUCAAGGUCUUUGGAUGAACUUUUUAGGGGAACGUAACAUGAAUGGCCAUGAUAAUGAAUAUCAUCUUGGUAUCCAUAUCUCCACUGUACGACCUGUUCUAGAUAAACUCAGAAGAGAUCAACAGGUUGUUCUCCGUAGUCUAAAUGUAGAAUUAACGCCUGUUCAGAUGGCACAGGCUGCUGCCAUGGGGCUCUCUGAUCAAUGGAUUCAUAGAGUAGAACAAGCCAAUCCCGCUAAACACCAAUUGUUCAUGAUUCGACGUACAGAAGCAGGGUGUGAAAGUGCCAAGGUACUUCAAGAACUCGACUUGAUCUUGUCUGUCAAUGGUCAGGUGGUCACUCGUAUGUAUGAGAUGGACAUUCAGUAUGAAUCAAAUGAACUUGAGAUUACCUUAUUACGUGCCAAAAAAGAAAUGACUGUCAAGGUCAAGACCAGUCCUGUUUCUGGUGAUGGUACAAGUCGUGUUGUAUUCUGGGCUGGCGCAGCAUUGCAUGGUAAGGCAGGUUAUUGUAUAACCCAUAAGGCUGUACUUCAACAGAGCAAGACACUUCCCUCACGUAUCUAUAUUUCUGCUCGCUCUAAGGGUUCACCCGCUUAUAUGUAUGGACUUGUGCCUACCAUGUGGAUUACGCAUAUCAACGGUAAACAAGUCGUCACUUUGGAUGAUUUGAUUUGUGCUGUAAAGCAUAUUCAAGACAACACUUAUGUUCGUGUUCGUUGUGUCAGUUUUGACAAUGUACCUAUCAUGCUUUCUGUCAAAAUGGUCAAUCAUUAUUUCCCUCUUGUGGAUAUGGUCAAAGAUCCUAAAGCAGAAUGUGGUUGGUCCAAAAAAGAUGAAUAA
Molecule: messenger RNA, 2979 nt
Organism: Gilbertella persicaria
Lineage: Eukaryota; Fungi; Mucoromycota; Mucoromycetes; Mucorales; Choanephoraceae
Product: trypsin-like cysteine/serine peptidase domain-containing protein
Exons: 11
Coding region: 1-2979 (992 amino acids)
Biological process (GO): proteolysis
Molecular function (GO): protein binding; serine-type endopeptidase activity
Source: RefSeq, a predicted model, not a curated record